CAUAUUUAUUUACUGAAAACAUCAGUUACUUCUACUGUAUUUGCUAAUCAACAUGAAAGCUUUCGCCUUCUUAAUCGUCGCUUUGGCUUUGGCCGCACCAGCCUUCGGUGUUGUCCUGAACCGUUGCUCCUUGGCGCGUGAGAUGUCACGCUUGGGUGUACCAAGGGAUCAAUUGGCACGAUGGGCUUGUAUUGCCGAGCACGAGAGCUCCUUCCGCACAGACGUCGUUGGCCCAACCAACUACAACGGUUCCAACGAUUACGGUAUCUUCCAGAUCAACAACUACUACUGGUGCCAACCUGCCAACGGUCGUUUUUCCUAUAACCAGUGUCACAUUGGCUGCAAUGGAUUGUUGACCGACAGCAUUGAACCCUCCGUACGUUGUGCCCAAGAGAUCUUGCGCAUGCAAGGCUGGUCCGCCUGGUCCACCUGGCAUUUCUGCAACGGCUGGUUGCCCAGCAUUGAAGAUUGCUUCUAAAUAUGUUUGAGAGUCGAUUUUAAUUCUUAAUAAAUAAAUACAUAUUCUUAAAACAAAAUAUAA
This is a messenger RNA of Zeugodacus cucurbitae (melon fly), 541 nucleotides long. RefSeq names its product lysozyme B-like. The record is from RefSeq and is a predicted model, not a curated record. The transcript has a single exon. NCBI's taxonomy places the organism in Eukaryota, Metazoa, Arthropoda, Insecta, Diptera, Tephritidae. Gene Ontology annotation, molecular function: lysozyme activity. The coding region runs from base 53 to 478 and encodes 141 amino acids.